Molecule: messenger RNA, 750 nt
Organism: Necator americanus (New World hookworm)
Lineage: Eukaryota; Metazoa; Nematoda; Chromadorea; Rhabditida; Ancylostomatidae
Exons: 9
Coding region: 1-750 (249 amino acids)
Source: RefSeq, a predicted model, not a curated record
AUGGGAGCGGAGCAAUCGCUCGAGAAAUUGCACAAGUCACGUGAAGAAAUAAAGCCGACAGAUGAAACCCUGCUAGUUUCAAAUCUCAAUGCAUCAGCUUCCAGUUCGACAGUUACAACUGCUAGAGAAUUAGAGUGUAACUCUAAAAUAUCUGAAAUUCCUUCCACAUCUGCUUCAAGUACAACCACACCUGAAACGACAACUACAACUACGACAACUUUAUCAGCAGUUGAAACGAUGCUGUACCCGUUCCGAGAGAAAGUCAAGCACUUGCCACCAAAUGAACGCAAGAUCAAAUAUGAAGAGGAAAUACGGCGUUUAUUCAAAAACCCUCACGAGUCACAUAUUCUGCGAUUAACCCCGGAAAGAAUUCAAUUAGAAAAGGCAGACGUACAAAAUAUACCGAAUGCUCCUCUAAGUUGGGAUCCGAUGCAGACAACAUAUGACAUUGGAAAAGGCGCUCUCAGUCAAAGAUCAUUCAAGCGUUGUAAUCGUUCAAAAGCAGAUCCAUGGAGGCGCUAUGGUGCCUUAAGGAAGCUGCACGAGAUUGGUGGGACAGGUUGCACUCCCUUAAACCAAACUGGUGUUCGCGUGCAACAGAAGUUUUAUAACAUUGCUCCCGGCUCUAAUCCACCUCCGCCUCCUCCAAUUCCACCGAUCACAAGCAUUGAUGAAUAUGGAUCAUACGAGACAUUGAUUGCUCCUAAAAAAAGAAGAUCAAAAAAUCACUUAAAUGAGAAGAAAAAUUGA